Molecule: messenger RNA, 1763 nt
Organism: Prosopis cineraria
Lineage: Eukaryota; Viridiplantae; Streptophyta; Magnoliopsida; Fabales; Fabaceae
Exons: 4
Coding region: 948-1349 (133 amino acids)
Cellular component (GO): mitochondrial membrane
Source: RefSeq, a predicted model, not a curated record
CACUAUCCUCGUCGACAAAUUCCACCCUUGGGAGAGCUCGCCGUCCGACGCCGUCCACCGUUGUCAGCCCUGCGUUUUUGCUCUCCAUCUAUAAUAGAGGAAGGUUCGAACCCUAGGGCUUUGUCUGCUACUACUCCAAGAAUCCGGUGAAAUUGAUUUGUUCAAUCUGGCUUUGAAACUAGAUUUGAAUUUGUUCCCGGCGUCAUCUUUUCUCUACGUGGGUGUCAACCCUCUUUGGGACCAGUCUCUCCGUUUCUUGCUUCGUUUUGAAUUUUUCAUUAUAAGUUGGUGGAGUAAUUGUUGAAUAUCGACGCUUUUGAAUGAAGAUUGAAUUUAAUUUUUUUUUUGGAAAAAAAACUUUGAUUACUAGUUUUUGCUUUAAUGGUGUGUAAUCGGCUAUUAUACUUCUGCCUUCUUCAUUUUGAUUACUAGCGACUUAUAUGCUUUGGAUUGUUUUGUUGUGUAAUGUGGAUUUGUUGUUUAUUGGCAUUCUGUUUAUUAAUCUCUUUAUAUUAUCAUCAAUUUAGAAAAUUGCCGAGGUAUUUUUGAUGCAUGAUUUGGUAAAUGACUUAGCUCAAGUUGUGUUUAGCAAUUUAGAAGCUUGAGUUUAAAUUGACAUUCUUCAGUGGCUUGGAGGAGUUGCCUGAAUCAGUUGGCUUGCCAAGGUAUCUUCGUCAAAGUAUCUGGCACAAAAAAUAGAAGGGCGUGAUAUCAACGAUGCAUAUUUCAAAGAUUUCAGUGGCGGCAGAUGCCUCCACUGAGUGUAAUAUAUGCCCGUUUAUCGGUUUGGGAAAUUAGUUGAUUCCAAUCUAGCCUCAUCCUCUGUUCAUCCGUAAUCAAAUGAGGGUCUUCAAGAAAUCAUUUAUUAAAGUUCAAUCUCACUCUAUCAUUGAGAUCAUCAGGGUCAUUCCCUCAAUAUUCUUGCCAAAGCUCAACAUUGUCUAGUAAUGACUACAAUUCAGACAGAUAAUCAUGGAGAGCCUCAAAGAUCUGAUCUGAAUUGCAAAGAAACUGCUAAGACUCAUAAUUCAGCACCUUCGUUUAAAAGAUGGGGUAGAAAAUAUCCAUUUGUCAGAUAUGGACUCCCAAUGAUCUCUCUUACUGUCCUUGGGGCUAUUGGACUUGGUCAUCUCUUGCAAGGCAGCAAGGACAUUGCAAAGGUGAAAGAUGAUCAAGAAUGGGAAAUAACUGAAACAAGAAAAGCACUGUCUAGAACUGGGCCAGUUGAUGCGUAUAAACCAAAAAAGAUUUCAUUGGAGGAGGAGUUACAGGCCUUACAAAAGAAGGUGGACAUCAACAAAUACGAGUACAAGAAAAUUCCUAAACCAAAUGAAGGCAAGCUAAAGUAGAAUCGAGAUGUUUAACUAAAAUAACUCGUGUUGGAAUAUCGCCUGCAAUAGGUGAGCUCCAAUCCCCCACUUUGGAAGUUAGAGCCAAUUCUUGCCCUGCUCGUGAAAUUCUGCCUUGCAUCUUUAGGGUUAUUAGCAUCUUUAACCUUGUAGAGGAGGAAGUUGAGAUAAAUAAUGAAUGAUUUUGGGAGUUUAUUUCCAAGAAUUUUUGAGUUAAAUGCAAUGAAUGGUAGAGGUUACAUGCUUGGUGAGUAUCUCAUUCGUGUAAGAAGGUGAAUGUCUUUUCUAUUGGUUUGCCUAUUUCAUACGUUGUUGGUGGUGGUUAGGUCUGGAAACGAACCGUGUCAAUUCAAACUUGUUCAUUCAGAUGGAGAAAAUUCAAAUUUGACCCCGUAUGUUUAUUCAAUAAACAAA